This is a messenger RNA of Myxocyprinus asiaticus (Chinese sucker), 10777 nucleotides long. It is a transcript of the gene fancm, whose product is annotated as FA complementation group M. Gene Ontology annotation, biological process: double-strand break repair via synthesis-dependent strand annealing; interstrand cross-link repair; replication fork reversal. The record is from RefSeq and is a predicted model, not a curated record. NCBI's taxonomy places the organism in Eukaryota, Metazoa, Chordata, Actinopteri, Cypriniformes, Catostomidae. Bases 242 to 5806 code for a protein of 1854 amino acids. The transcript has 23 exons. Gene Ontology annotation, molecular function: four-way junction DNA binding; 3'-5' DNA helicase activity; ATP binding.
UUCACGCGCCACAUUUGAUCAGCCGCUUCGCGCGUCUCUCUUGUUUACUUUCGGUUAAAACAUACAAAUAUUAACACGUCUGAUAAAAUUACGAGCUUCUGUGACAUUAAUAACACACAGAGGUAUGUUUGAUUUGGGCGCUGCCGUGUCGUUAUAGAACAGAAAGAGCGUCAGUUUGUGUGAUGUGAGUCUGACAGGAUUCACAGUCGUUGAUUAAUCGUAAUUUACGUAUGAUGGUAAAAUGAGCAACAAUCAGAGGACUUUAUUCGAGUCGUGGGGCUGCAGCGUCUCUCACACAGACCAGAGAAAAACUACCUCAACAAAAACUUCUCAGGGAAAGAGUGUCAGAGCGACAGACAGGUGUGAACAGAGAGGUGAGACAGCAGCGGUCUAUAAGCACACUGAAGAUGAAGACGAUGAUGAUGAUCUGAUGCUCGUGGCUGUUUAUGAGGCAGAGAGGUCCCUGCAGGGCGAUGACGUCACGUCCGGCUUCGACCCCUCCGCAGGGCAGGUGUGGAUUUACCCUACGAACUACCCGGUGAGAGAGUACCAGCUGCGGAUCUCUGAGGCGGCUCUGCUGCAGAACACGCUGGUGUGUCUCCCCACCGGUCUGGGCAAGACCUUCAUCGCCUCGGUGCUCAUGUAUAAUUACUACCGCUGGUUCCCCGCAGGGAAGAUCAUCUUCAUGGCUCCUACUAAACCUCUGGUGUCCCAGCAGAUAGAGGCGUGUUACAGAGUGAUGGGGAUCCCACAGGAACACAUGGCCGAACUCACAGGAACGACAGCAGCACAGCAGAGAAGAGAGCUGUGGAGAUCCAAGCGUGUGUUCUUCUUGACUCCACAGGUGAUGGUGAACGAUCUGUCACGAAACACCUGUCCAGCAGCUCAAGUCAAGUGUGUGGUGAUCGAUGAAGCUCACAAAGCCACAGGAAAUCACGCAUACUGUCAGGUGGUUCGUGAGUUGAGGAAUCAGACGCAGCAGUUUCGUGUUCUGGCUCUCAGUGCCACACCUGGAGGAGACGUCAAGGCAGUACAGCAGGUGAUCUCUAACCUGUUGAUCUCUCACAUUGAGCUGCGCUCUGAAGAUAGUCCAGACGUGAAGUCCCAUGUUCAUCAGAGGAGUGUGGAGAAGAUCAUCGUCCCAUUAGGAGAGUCACUCACUCAGUAUCAGACACGAUACCUGCAGGUUUUGGAGAAGUUUACAUCUCGUCUGACCCAGAUGAGGCUGUUGAGUCAUCGUGACCUCCGCUCACUGACCAAGUACCAGAUCAUACUGGCCCGAGAACAGUUCAGACGAAACCCACCGCCACACAUCAUGGGGGGGCAGCAUGGGGCUCUUGAGGGUGAUUUUGCCCUCUGCAUCAGUCUGUAUCACGGUUUUGAGUUACUGCAGCAGAUGGGCCUCAGAUCGCUCUUCCUCUUCAUCCAGAACAUCUUCUCUGGACCUAAAGAAUCAUCUCGUGUCAGGAAUGAACUUCAGAGGAGUCCAGUCUUCAUGGAUCUCUACAGAGAUAUGGAGACCAUGUUUACCACAUCCAGCAGAGAGUCUAAAGAGCGGCACGUCUACAGUCAUCCUAAACUACAGAAACUGGAUGAGGUGGUUUUACAGCACUUUAAAACAUGGGCUGAGAGCUCAGGCAGCAGCUCAGAGGUUGCGAGUACACGCGUGAUGAUCUUCUCUUCGUUCCGUGAGAGCGUGCAAGAGAUCGCUGAGAUGUUGAACCGUCAUCAGCCACUGGUCAGGGUCAUGACCUUUAUGGGUCAGGCGUCUGCUGGGAAAGGGGUUCGAGGAUUCACACAGAAGGAGCAACUGGAGGUUGUGCGUCGGUUCCGUGAGGGGGGUUUUAACACACUGGUGUCCACGUGUGUUGGUGAAGAGGGUCUCGAUAUCGGUGAAGUGGAUCUCAUCGUGUGUUUUGACGCUCAGAAGAAUCCCAUCCGUCUCGUUCAGCGAAUGGGCCGGACGGGCCGCCAGCGACACGGACGAAUUGUCAUCAUACUAGCGGAAGGACGCGAGGAACGAACGUAUAAUCAGAGUCAGAGUAACCGGCGCAGUAUAAACAAAAGCAUCAUGGGAAACAAGCACAGCUUCCAGAUGUUUCCUCACAGUGUGCGCAUGCUGCCCGCCGGCAUCACACCAACACUGCACAAGAUGCACAUCAGCUGCGGUCAGUUUGAACACAGAGACAGCGGACGCACCUCCAUAAAGAGUCGGAGGUCAUCGCUCAACCCGCAGAUCACAGGCAGUGAUCAGAAGUGUGUGAAGACAGACGGGUGUCUCACUGCAGUGGAAGAGGCCAUGUGGACAUCCACCAUGAGACUGGGAGAGAAUGAACCUCAGCCUGUGUUCAGAGAAAAAUCUUUCCUGACCUUCAGUGCCAACCGAACACCACAGGAGCAGUGUGUAUCCGGUCCGGUACGAGAGCUCUCUCUCUGGGAGUGGAGACACUGGCAGAACAGGCCGCUUCACACACACACAGUGGAACAUUCCGAGCGCUGCCAACACUUCACAUCCAUCAUGGAGUUGAUUGACAGGAUGAGACAGGAGGAGCAGGGUGACUGCAGUUAUGAAUCCGAGCUCAUGCCGUAUCUACAGAAAGAUGAUGUUGUGGGUUACAACGAUGAUGGCCAAACAACCAAAGAAAACACUGAUAAAAUCACUCGACAGAUGAAACUGAAAUCCAAAGCUGCUGCUCAUAGUAUCAGACGGCCCUCUUCCAAAACCAGCUUAGAUGAAACUAUUGAAGAUCAGCAAAGGGAGAGUAACAAAAAAUCAGUGUCUACUCCAUGGACGUUGAUCCAAAGCAAAACAUCCUUUGAGAAGAACUGUGAUAUCACAACACUCAAUAACAUUUGGGAUGAUUGUAGUCGAGACAGACAAAUACAAAACAACUCUGGAAUGGAUGUUGACUGUGUCACAUUAACUGAAGACGAAGGCCAUUCGGAGAUGGACUUGUCAACAUGGCAAGAGCGAAUGGAUCGUUUGUUAGAAGAUCCCAGUGCUGAAGUUGUUCAAUCAAACUCAGAGUUAUUAUGUGAUGUUCAACCACUGGACGAGUGCUCAGAUCUUCAGCAAAUGUUCUAUUUAUCUAAAUGGAGUGUCAGUCCUAAACUGCGUCCUCACAACGUGGCGGCCAAAACAUUUCAAAUGAUUCUCGCCAACGUUAAAGAUCUCCUGUCCAAAUCACCACCACGGGACUUUGAUUUGAGUUUCCCAGAGAUCAGUGCAGAUAUCCAACCAAAAGAGUCGUUUUCUGAUCCCGUUGAGGAGUGUGAUCUGUUUCCAGUGAAGUUUUGUCUAAGAACAGACGAGGAAUCUGACGAUGGUGACUCUGUUGACCGUGACAUGGAUAUCUCACCUCAGAAAUCACCAACUUAUCCUGGAAUUCCCAGCAAAUCGCCACAGUUAUCAGGAAAGGCACUUUCACCCAGCUGGGAUGAGAUGUUUGAUGAUGGGCAGGAGGACAUUGAAGCGCUAAUAGAAACUGACGUGCAUUUAGAGCGACAACAACCCCCCACAGGUCUGGACCAGAGUGUUGACCUGUUUGGAAAUGAUGAAGCGUUCCUUCAGGUGACCUUACCUGAUGUUCAGACACCAGAUGAGACCGCUGUAGCUCAUGAAGAAGAGAUGAUGAACACUUCUGCUCUGAAUGCUACUACCCGAUUGAACAGCUCAAGAACAGAAGGACAGAGAGCUGAGCAGAGCUCUGAGGAGUUCAACUGCUCGCAGGACUUCUUCUCUGUGAACUUUGACCUCGGCUUUUCCAUUGACUCUGAUGAGGACGAGUCUAAUGAACUGGAUACCGGAUCAGCUGCUAAACAAGAGUUAAACAUCACAGCAUCAGCUGUUCACAAACCCAAAGCGUCUCCUGCAGUCUCGUCACCACAGCCUCGUCCAGCUGCAGGAAACUCAACGCUGAUCCAGAGAAGAUGUGACCAAUCACCGCUCGCCUCUGACAGAUGGUGUUCAGUGACGCGUCCCAGCGCCUCCACACCGAAUCAUGUGCUGCUGUGUGACGUCAACAGAAGAACAGAAGAUCACACACACAACACGAUCAGGAAGUCACUUUCUGAGAGGAAGAUGUUUGAUCAGUGUCCUGCAGGUUCAGUGUUGAGCAGUGACAGUGAAGAGGAGAUAGUUGUGAAGAAACCAGCACAUAAAGUGAAUCCUUUAGCAUCUCCUGAGCAGACAAAGAUCUUCAGUGAUGUGGAUUCUCCCGUACAAGCGUGUAGAAAACGCACUGCUGCAUUGAACAUGUCAGAAGAGAGUGACGGGAAUGAUGGGUCAGAUGAGGAUUUUCAGGAUGUUCAUCGGUCCAGAGUUCUGGAAUCAUGUAGCGUCAGGAAUCCUCAACUGAAAACUAAUAAGGUUCGAGGAGGGCGUCAGUUUUUGGAUGAGGAGGCAGAACUGUCUGAAGAUGAAGAUGUGUCAACAGAUGAAGAUGAUGGAGAUGAACAGAACCGUUCUCUAGAGGGCUUUGUGGUGAACGCCACUCAAUGUUCUCAGGGCCUCAGUGAGUCUGAGAUGCAGGCUUUCUAUCUGAAGUCUGUGAGGAGCCCAGCACUCCAGAACCAUCUCAGAAUGACUUCCAGAACCAAACCAAACAUGAACAUCUUCUCACAGGUGCCUGAACAGGACGAGUCAUACGCGGAGGACAGUUUUGUGGUUCACGGGAGUGAAGAUGAAGAUGAGGAAGGGGAGAGUGAUGAAGAUGUGCAGAUAAUCCCUGAAGACUCGUUUAUUGAUGGCAGGAAACAGUAUGCCACACGACGGCGGGUUCGAAUAAAACAGAUCAGAGCAGCAAACGAGGUGAGAGACGUCCAAUCAGAGAACAGCAGGAAAAACAAGUGCUCACGCAUCAUCAGAGUACAAGAUUCCAGUGAGGAUGAGGAGGAGACGUGUGUCAGACGAGCAGACGAAACACCGUCUGUAUUUAAAGUUCCUCAGUGUCUCCAGAAUGUCUCCACGGUCCCUGAGAAACGAGCGAGACUAACAGAGAAACAGCAGCAGGACGAGAGGAUCAGACAGAGGCUCAGAGAUCAGACCGCACUGUCAGACCAACUUGACUUCCAAACGGACAAACAGGUGAUCUGCGCAGCUGCCAUGAAUCGGAGCCCGCCGGCUGCAGACGCUCCUCUCAGUGUGUUGGUGGACAGCCGCUGCAUCAGUGGAGGGUCAGAGGUCGUGUCCUCUCUGCGACUCAAACACCGGGUGAAAGUUCACGUGUGUUCGCUGGUCAGUUCGGAUUUCAUCGUGAGUAACCGCAUGAGUGUGGAUUGGCACAGCGAAUCAGACAUGUCCAGCGUUCAGAACCGCAGGCGACUGCAGGACAGAAUGCAGAAACUGGAGGCGUUAUACGAGCGCGUGUGUUUGAUCAUUGAGAAAGACCGACCCAAACCGGGUGAGACGCUGAGAGUGUUUCAGCGCAGCCGCUAUUAUGACGGGACGCUGGCGGCGCUGGUGAAGGUGGGAGUUCGGCUCAUGUUCAGCAACAGUCCAGACGAAACUGCCACCAUCCUGACUAAUCUCACACAGGUCGAGAAGAGGAAAGGUCACGGCAUAUGUGUACCGCUGGAGGUCAAAGGUCAUCGCCAGCAGGCGCUUCAGUUUUGCCUCGCGCUGCCACACGUGAGCUACAUCAACGCCCUGAACAUGUGUCACCACUACACCUCCAUCAGUCACAUGAUCAACAGCUCUCUCGAUGAGUUGCAGGCGUUUGCGUGUGUGAAUCGCUCCAGAGCAGAAGAAAUUUACCGCAGUCUGCGUUACAGCUGCGAUUCAACACUCAUGACCACCGGCAACUGACCACCAAACUAACAUAUCCUCAGCACUUUAACACAUUAUGUAUUAUUUCAUUCAUUUUACUGACACAAACAUGGAAUGAUCAAGAUUAGACUUUCCAUCAUGUGAUGUAAAUAAAUCUGUCUUUUCCGAUUCGGAAAGUGAUUUGUAUAGCUCUGAUUAUGCAAAUAGCCAGUUUGGUAAUUCUGUUAUGGAGUAUUUAUGUUUACGAGUAAAAGAAUAUCUGUGUGAGCUGGUAAGACUUUGAAAAAUAAAACUGCUCAGUGUUUUUAAUCAUUUCUUGUAAUUCUUUUACUAUCAGUUUCAUGUGCUGUUCUGAACCACUAGAGGCUGAUCUAACACCACUGAACAUCAUCAGAACUCUGUUUUAUCUCUGUUUCCCAGAGGCCAGGGCUGUACACUAACAGGAGCGCUCGUGCACAGUCAGAGGUCAGUUUUCUAUGUUUUACUGUUAAUGGAUCAUAAAAGUGCAUGCAUAUAUACAAGUAGGCAUUAAGAAUUCAUAAACAAAAGAUGCCUGAUGCAUGACUCUGGUAAACCUUUUUCAAGUUAUUUUUUAAGUGAAUCUGACCGCCAGCAGCAAACAACAUCAGUCCUGACUGAUCACCUUUAUGAGCUCUAACAAACUUAAAAUAUAUAGAUGACACUUUAUACAUCCAUUUGCAUUAACAAACAUUAUAUUGGUAAUAAACACAAUAGAGACUCUGUAGGCCGGAUUCUGCAAAAAUAUACUACGAGAAAAAUGAAAAACCCCACAUAAUGAUAAUUAAAAUUCAAAAGAACGCCAUUAAAUUCCACACCCACCUGAAUGAUGAGACCCUCCAUCACAAAGCCCUAACCUAUCCAGAGCUGACCCCAGAGAGAAGAACUGACCUCACAAUCCAAAGCAUGUCCGACUGUGAAUAAAAACUCCGCUAGACCAAAUUAUUAAAACACAAACACACACAAAUCAGCCUGAUCUCAUGAACAUUACGUGACUCUUGCAAAAUUUUUGCUAAACGAAAUUACAUGGUUCGUUACAGGUUUCGCUGCAGCUUCCCAGUGAAAUGUCCAGCAGGGGGCGCCAAAAGCGAGUGAAAUGGUGUCGUAAUCAGACAAGGUUUUUAAUGUAAAUAUUAGAUGGAUGUUUUAAUGAGUAAAACGUACCUCCCGAACCUAAAACUUAAGCCUAAACUGAACCAAUAGUGUCCUGAAAGCAAAUGAGAGGUCAACAAAACAGACAUCCUUCCCCUAAACCAACACCUAAACCUAAACGAUAGUGUUUAAGAGCAAAUUCAACAUGAAAAACAUUUCGUGUCUCUUCUUUGACACUCUCGUCUCACAUGUCAGCUUGACCGCAAUCUUCUGAGUCCAACACUCGAUCAGGUUGAAAUGAUGCCGUUAUAGAAGUGUUCGUGUGUGAGUAAUAGUGUGAAAAUGAAGUGUUUAUAAAGUCAUAAUCAGCCUUUGUACUGGUGAUUUGUGUAAAAGUGAAUUAAACGCACAGUUAAACUGUGGCAAAUUGUAGAACGUGGCACGUAAAACUAUGUAUUUAUAGUAACAUUCAUUCUAUAGCCUACAAUUUAAUUUAAUAAGUUCAGAUGUCAGAUCAGAUGUCGCUUGCACCACUGCAUCCAAAUAUAUUUCCACAUCGCACACAGUCGUUUUUAAAUGCACGCACUGUAGAGUCCUGCUUGUGAAACAUGAUGCAGAAUAUCUUACUGUACAGAAAUAGGUCAAUUACAAGUGAGAUGGUGUUAUAAAAUAGUCACAUCAUGUUUAAGGUGCAAAUAAAGGUUUAAAUAUCUAUUAGAAAAUGUAAAAUUUUAGACAAGGUGACAACUCUUAUAAAUUCUAAAUCUUUCUCUUUAGUUAUUCUACACAUAGAAUAAAUGAAAAUUCUGCAAAAUCCAUAGUUUUUGUUGUACAAUCUUACGGGUCAUUUCACACAAUUAUAACCACGAUCAAUCCAGAGUAAACAGACGGCGUGUGGACAUUUCAUCCUCUUUAGUGGUUUUUGCAUUAGCAAGGCGCAACUAUAAACCGCAACAGUUCCCGCCCACUUUUUAAGCCAUCUUGGAUCCGGAAGGUUUUUUUCCCAUUCAUUUUUUCUAUUGGGAUUUCAUAAAAGAGUUGUAAUCCAUGAACCAAACCAACCAGCUCCGACAUUACAAACUUUGAUUUGAAGCAAAAAAAUUGUACUAAAAGACAAAGAUACAAGACUGUGUACUUAAUGUCUUUAAUGAGGGAAUGAACUACAAUCCCAUGAAGCAUUGCGAAUGAUGUAAUCGAAUUACAAACGAUGGGAAAAUAUAAAACUAUUGAUUUAAAGAUGUUGAUUGAGUAUAGAAACAAUAUUUUUUAAUAACAGUAUAAUUAUAUUGUGGACGGAUGUCUUCAACAGAAGCAUAUAUCAUCGAUUAACAACCUCAGAACUCACGGUACAUCUGUUUUUAAAGGUUUAUAAGUUAUCGUUAAAAAUCAAUUCGCCUAUGUUAAAAAUGAAUGGGAUUUAUACUUCGGGAAUCAGACUGUUCCGCUCCAUUAGUGUUGCUAGGACCUUCGUUUAGGGAUCUAACAAAUUCUCUAAACCAAUUCUUCUUCCGCACAAAUUUCAGCAUCAAGUCAUCCCGCACCAUUUGUCGCACAGCCAUGAAUGAGGUGUCAAAUUAAUUUUUAUAAUGGCAGUUUAUGUGUAAAAUAAGGCCUGUGGUUAAAAUUACUUGAGGAUACGUUUACGUUUUGUUCUAGAAAAUAAAUGACACACAGUCAGACCUCAAACGUUAAUUUUGAAGCUACUGUGUUUUUAACCUCUUCAACUCUGGAGUGUUUUUGGGCUGCCGCCUACAAUUUUUCACACUCAGAUUUAAAAGUGCACCGGUUCAUGCACCUCCCCCAUUAUUUCAUUGAAUAUCUCGGCCUCUGAGUGGACUAGAAGCUCAAUCUAGGUGUCAUUAGAAAGCUGAGAUCCUCUUUGCAAUGAUAUAUAAGAUUUUAGCAUCAAUAGUCAAAAACAUAUUUUCAAUGAUUUGUUUUGCAUUCUUUUCCUUCUGGACUGCAUAUUUUGUUCUGCACAUCUAAGAUAUAACAUUGGAUUAUUCACACAAGCAUGCUCACAGACAAGUAAAAAUGGCUCAUUUUUUACAGAACUUCUUAAGGUAAAAGCAGAUAUAAAGUUUUUAGCUAUUUGGGGCUUACAGCAGCAGUUAUCGGAGCAUAAAUGAGAUGUUUUAAGUUCUAUUUGAAAGACUUUUAUGUUCAUAUUAAUAUUUCUACCACAUAACCACUAGGUGGUGCUUAUUUGCGACGCAGAUGUUUUAAGGCCUUAUUUAGUUAGUAACAUAAAUGCAGAAUUGAUACCACAUAUGCCUGACUUGUUUAUACGGAGACUUGAGCAUUUUAAGAUUAAACUUUUUUUUGCAAUAUAGCGCCCCCCUUUUUGGGUCCGCCGGCGGGUCCACAGAGUUGAACAGGUUAAAAACGCAUGUUGCUGGGGGGCCUGGGUAUCUCAGCGAGUAUUGACACUGACUAUCACCCCUGGAGUCACGAGUUUGAAUCCAGGGCGUGCUGAGUGACUCCAGACAGGUCUCCUAAGCAACCAAAUUGGCCCGGUUGCUAGGGAGGGUAGAGUCACAUGGGGUAACCUCCUCGUGGUCACUAUAAUGUGGUUCUCGCUCUCGGUGGGGCGCGUGGUGAGUUGUGUGUGGAUGCUGCAGAGAAUAGCGUGAAGCCUCCACACGCGCUAUGUCUCCACGGUAACGCGCUCAACAAGUCAUGUGAUAAGAUGCGCGGAUUGACGGUCUCAGACGCGGAGGCAACUGAGAUUCAUCCUCUGCCACCCGGAUUGAGGCGAGUCACUACACCACCACGAGGACUUAGAGCGCAUUGGGAAUUGGGCAUUCCAAAUUAGGGAGAAAAACGCAUGUUGCUUUCACGUUGCUAUUUAAGGACUACAACUACCAUCAGCAUGUGAGCUACAUGCUUUAUGAAACGAACGGCUGUUGUAGUCCUUAUUUAGUGACUGGUUAGCAACAUGCAUUUUUAAAAGACGCAACGGCUUCAAAAUCCACGAUUGAGGUGUGACUGUUUAAUUUAUGUUCUAGAACAAAACUUGAAAGUUUCUUACAAGUAAUUUUCACCACAGAUCAUAUUUUACUCUCUUAUUUAACUUACUUUUUUACUACUAAUUUAAAAAUCCCUAUUCUAAAAGGGGUAUUCCUAAAGGGAACACGUGGUGAAUUAGUCUUCCGGGUUUGCCUACAAAUUGACAUCACAGCUGAACAGCUCUAUUGAGGAGAAGGGAUCUGUGGGAUCAUAUCUCCAGAUCAGAAUAUCAUAGAGACUUAGCUGUGGGUUCUUUUGACUCUGGGCCCCUGGUGGGACAUUGUGUUGAUGGGUUUUGCCACGGCAAGAACCACUCACAUUUUCUUCAGAAAAUGUUCCUAUCUAGUUAGAGCUGCUGUGGCACUAUUAUGAUUCCAAAACAUCAGCUCUGAACAUCUAAAUGUUGAAAUUAAUUAAAGAGUUACUUUUAAAUGGAAAGUUUGAAGCAUUAUGCUGAUAAUAACUGAGAAAUAUAAGAACAGGACAAAUAAAAGAUGACAGAUGAGUACAGUGCAAUAUUUUGGCAGCAUGCACAAUAUGGUCCACAAAACAUAGAAAACAUGAUAACAAUAAUGUGAGGUCAUCCUUGAGUGAGGCAUAAAUCUCAGUUGAUUGACCUUCAUAUUGGGACUUCUCCAUCUUUAUUAGACCAUCACAGCAGAGAGUUACGGAAGAGUUACAGGGAUAAUGGGUCAGUGGGAACAGGACAUGUAGCAGCCUGGACUCAAACCUGUGUUACCUGCAUGAGCACCAAAGCUCAACGUGUCAGAAGCACAUGCCACAUCAAGUCUCCAGUAUUUAAAAGGCUGCUUGAAGAACUAUUAGGAUUGUGGGAAAUAAACUGUUUCCAUCGACACAGACAAAUGUACAGUAUAUUUCCCACAAUCCUAA